Molecule: messenger RNA, 807 nt
Organism: Diuraphis noxia (Russian wheat aphid)
Lineage: Eukaryota; Metazoa; Arthropoda; Insecta; Hemiptera; Aphididae
Biological process (GO): proteolysis
Molecular function (GO): aspartic-type endopeptidase activity
Source: RefSeq, a predicted model, not a curated record
AUGAUAGUGGUACCAAAGAUWACGGGUCAAUUACCUCCACGAAAUAUAAAAACCAUAUACAAUAUUCCCGAUAAUAUUAAAUUGGCCGAUCCACAUUUUAAUACGCCCCAAAAAAUUGACAUAUUAUUGGGUGCAACACAUUUUUAUGAAUUUUUAUGCGACGGACAAACACGUCCUUCGACUAACGGACCGUUGUUCCAAGAAACAGUAAUUGGAUGGGUAGCUGCUGGACCAAUAUCGGAAAAUAAGUUAUCAAAAAUAUCGACGUCGAACGCAUUUUUUAGCACGACCGAAAGUGAGCCUACACUAGAGAACGUAUUACAGCAAUUUUGGUUGAUAGAAGACGUAAGCGACACACAACCUUAUACAAUCGAGGAACGUACGUGUCAAAAAUAUUUUAAAAAUACCGUUAUUAGAAAUGACGAAGGACGUUUUGUCGUACACUUGCCGUUUCGGGACAACGCAACAAAACUGGGAAAAUCGUACGAAAUUGCUAAACGCCGUUUUUUAGCAAUAKAACGUAAAUUCCAGAAAGAUAAAAAAUUAAAGGAAGAAUAUUUUUCUUUUAUGAAAGAGUAUGAGUCAUUAAACCAUAUGAGCAGAUUGGAUGAUAAUGAGCAAUCCGAAAACGCAGAUCAAAUAUGCUAUUUGCCGCACCAUGCCGUAAGGAAGGACUGUAGCACGUCUACAAAACUGCGAGUAGUGUUCGACGAGUCUUGUAAAACAGAAAAUGAACAAACUGAACAACACGAAGUGGAUCAAACUGGAGAAGUCGAUAAUGUGUGGAAUUUUUGCAAUCAAGAGUGA